UGCGCUCACCCCGCAGCAUGAGAUCCGCUGGCUUACCACCUUAACCCGACGGGACGUAAUGACCGGAAGCACAAAUGUGCCAAGUUUAGUAUUUAUCCAAGGGCAUGCUGGAUCAGAUCUGAUGUGUCAAUGUCAGCAAUAGCUGUCGCAAACCCGCAAAGUCAUCAGAACCUUAUCAGCAAUAUGAAUAUGAGGAGGGUCGGAUAUCAAGAUUGCAGUGCCUCAGACAAGCGAUCUAAAGAUGUUUGCAAGAGUGGUCCACAUAAGAGCUUCGCCAGGAUGACUCAACCUGUGUUGGCAGAGUGAAUGACGAGAUGGUAUUAUAGAUGCUAGAUAAAAGACCGUCAAUAUGCUCAUCUAUCAGAUACUGAUCGAUAUCCAUUUGCAUCAGAAAAAUAACAAAGUUAUCGUCAUGAAAUGAGCAACUUGCUUCAUUUCUGAAUUCGGAAGUUCCCGUUGAAGCCACGUUUGCUUACGCAAUCGGCCGUCGUGUAUUUCCGAGAGGCUUCGGGAAUUCCCGUUGAGACACGGUUGCUUAUUCAAUUUGUUCUUGAUGUCUGUGAUAACCCGCAGCGUCAACAACCGCCAGCCGUUCUUCACCUUUUUUUCUGCUUUGGCGUCCCCCAUUACACAUUGGCAGAUUCAUCGCUGUACUCUCCAUUCUGCACCAGUAUAUACCCGUAGUAGAUUCCCCCUUAAACUUACUCUCUCUCGCUCCACAUACACUUUAACAGUGACAAUGCCAGGAACACCAAAAGAAAAGGUUUGUCUUAUCGGCUCGGGGAACUGGGGGUCUGCAAUAGCAAAGAUUGUGGGCAGAAAUGUUCUCCAGAACCAUGAAUACGAUAACGAGGUCCGCAUGUGGGUUUACGAGGAAAUUGUCCAGGGACAGCGACUCACAGAGCUUAUAAACACACGACACGAAAAUGUAAAAUACCUCCCUGAUGUGAAACUUCCCGAAAAUAUCGUCGCCGUGCCGGACCUUUUGCAAUCUGUUGAAGGAGCGACACUCCUGGUCUUCGUCAUUCCCCACCAAUUUGUGAAAGGAGUGUGUGAACAACUCAAGGGAAAAAUCCACCACAAUGCUCGGGCAAUAUCACUCAUUAAGGGUGUCGACAUAUCAAAAGGAGGGCUUCACCUUAUCUCCGAUCUGAUUAAGGAGAAUCUGGACAUCGACGUGAGCGUUUUGAUGGGCGCGAAUAUUGCCUCUGAAGUGGCAAUGGAAAACUUUUGUGAGAGUACCAUCGGUUGCACCGAUCGCCUUAACGGGGAAGCGUUCUGGAAGAUAUUCCACACUCCUUAUUUCCGCGUGGCUAUCGUUGAUGAUGUCGCUGGUGUGGAGCUGUGUGGUGCUCUGAAGAACGUCGUGGCCAUCGGUGCUGGGUUCAUUGAUGGACUCAAGAUGGGCGAAAACUCGAAAGCUGCCAUUAUCCGGAUUGGUCUUAUGGAGAUGAAAAAGUUUGCAAAGACAUUCUACUCUGGCGUAAAGGAUGAAACUUUCUUUGAAAGCUGUGGUGUCGCGGAUGUGAUCACCACAUGUUUUGGUGGCAGAAAUCGUCGUGUUGCGGAGGCCCGUGUACGGACAGGCAAGUCUUUCGAGACACUCGAAAAAGAAAUGUUGAAUGGGCAGAAGCUUCAAGGCACCUUGACCGCUAAGGAGGUUAAUGAGAUUUUGAGAACGAAGAAUAUGGUGGAACAAUUCCCAUUCUUUACCGCAGUGUACAGGAUUUGCUACGAGGGUUUGCCACCAAAGUCUCUUGUCGAGGUGAUUUAAAGAGUUGUAUGCUGAAGGGACAUCAUAGCAUAGGCAAGGAUAUCGUGAUUGAUAGCCAGUACUAUAGAGCAGCCUUUGGCAUCUAGCCCAAACGGUGACGAAACUAAUAGAGUAGCAGUAUCUAUGUCUAUCUCUCUUUGUAGAUAUGUGAAUGUGGUGCUGCCCCUGUGGGCUUCGUCCAUUUCAGCUCAACUGCGCUUGUCAACUGCUAGUGCUCCUGCAGGCUAUCGGUUGUGCUCUUCUACAGAGCUUUGAUUUGGGCUGUUCC
Molecule: messenger RNA, 2042 nt
Organism: Spizellomyces punctatus DAOM BR117
Lineage: Eukaryota; Fungi; Chytridiomycota; Chytridiomycetes; Spizellomycetales; Spizellomycetaceae
Product: glycerol-3-phosphate dehydrogenase (NAD(+))
Exons: 5
Coding region: 554-1774 (406 amino acids)
Biological process (GO): carbohydrate metabolic process; glycerol-3-phosphate catabolic process
Cellular component (GO): glycerol-3-phosphate dehydrogenase (FAD) complex; nucleus; cytosol
Molecular function (GO): glycerol-3-phosphate dehydrogenase [NAD(P)+] activity; protein homodimerization activity; NAD binding
Source: RefSeq, a predicted model, not a curated record